UGAGCCGGUCGACCGGGUGAGGAGAUCGGAAACUAGCCUGGGAAGGGAAGCGUUUUAGCCGCGCGGAGCCGUUCGUGACUGGAAGGUUCCCAUUCGCUUCAUUGGGAAAGACCCCUCGUAGAGUCGAGGCUUUGCGGAGUUAACUUUCCUUUGCUUUGCCCCGGUAACAAAAAAGAAUGGCAGACAUCUCUAAUGUAGAUUCUUUGGCUACAAAGCUAAAAAAUACAGUCAUUCAGUACUAUAACAUUGAGGAUGGUGAAUGGAGAGUUGCUAGGAAAACAAAAGAUAUUACUGUUUGGCGUAAGCCAUCAGAAGAAUUCAGUGGGUACCUCUACAAAACACAAGGUAUUGUGGAAGAUGUUACCAACAGAAUAAUAGAUCACAUACGUCCUGGACCUUAUCGGCUCCACUGGGACAGCCUGAUGACCACAAUGGACAUUGUUGAAAAGUAUCAAGAGAAUUGCUGUGUAAUGCGUUAUACCACAGCUGGUCAAAUACUGAACAUCAUUGCACCAAGAGAGUUCAUUGACUUCUCUUGCACAACCAACUAUGAAGAUGGGCUGCUAUCAUGUGGUUAUAGCCUGGAUUAUGGUGAAGUAAGGCCAAGUUUUGUUCGAGGAUUUAACCACCCCUGUGGCUGGUUCUGCUUUCCACUCACGGACAAUCCAAGACAUAGUCUUUUAGUUGGCUUUAUCCAGACGGACCUGCGUGGGAUGCUCCCGCAAUCAGUAGUAGACACGGCUAUGGCUGGUACACUGAUUAAUUUUUAUUCUGAUCUUAGGAAAGCUCUGAAGGCAUAAUCAGUGCAACUACAACUUCUCUGUAUCACUCCUAACCCUUUUCUGCUGCACACAGUAUACUUUUUAAAAUUAAGGUAUGUUGGAAAUUUCUCAAUGAAGACCUGUAGUUUUCCUUACGAGGUGCAGUAGUUUCAUUUGCACUGAUCAAUAUAUUUAAUUUGAAGACCCUCAGUGAAUUCAAUUGAGAUGAUUGUUCUAAAAAAGUAAUAUCCAUGUUUAUGCUCGAAAAAAGCACAUGCCCUAAUUUUAAGACCCGAGUUGUGUUAAUUACUUUGUUCUCUAGAACACAGAACUUUUUAUAGCACAGUUGUGGAAAGUAUUUUAUCAGGGCAUUAGUUUCAAGGAUUUGAUUUCCUAACAGCAUGUUAGGAAACCAGCAACAGUAUAUUUGUGUUGGGGAACUUCUUUCCCAUUGCCUUCCACCCAUCUCUAGGACCCAGUUGUGCCAGGGCUCUCAUUCAAGCCUCCAUGGCUCAAAGCCUUGUCCCCCUUAAUGCACUGAGUGAUGCGAGCACAAAUAUACUGUUGCCAUCAUUCUGAAUGCAUGAUGAGCUCUAUUUUUAUAGAAUUAAGAAGUCUGCAGUUUCACAGUAAGGCACUUAGGUUAAGUUCACAUACUUAGAGCUAGCUGGACAAUAUAUUGGUCCUGUGAAAUGGCACACACUUCGGUGCAGCAGAAUUGAUAUCUUUUGGAGCUCUUCUUGCCAGAUUGGUAAUACUCUGUGCACACACAUACCUAGUUUUGGAAAUCCUAUUGCUACGUAGCAUGCAUCAUCUGGGUGUCAGAUGCAUAUUCUACUUACAGUGCAGUGAGAAUAGAAAUUGCACUUCUAGUCAUUGCCUUGAGGGGCAUUAUAACUGAAUUGUGGUAUAAGCAAUGAAACCUGGUACUGCAAAAACUGAGUGACUUCAAACAUUUUUGAGGACUUACUUGAUGCUUACUUGAGAAUUGUAGAUGGUUUCUAUAAUUUAAAGCCUGACUUUUUAAGAUACCUUCUUCACUUAAUAUUAUUUCAGUGGAAAACUAUAUGGGUUGUAGGAACAUGAAAUGCAUGUAGUCAAAUUAUGAAAUUAUGUAGUCAAAUUAUACAUUGUAGGAAGACUAACUGAGGCCAUAUUAAGAGUAUCCAUUUUGGGGGCACACAACUUUACAGUGGCAGAGGAGAUGGCAAUGUUUUGAGUAAGAGAAAAAAUGAAAAGGAUUAUUUACUUGGCUUUUGAUUUUGUUCUAGAACUACCUGAGAAUGUAAAUCUGGGUUGCUAAAAUGUAGGCUCAUAGCUGGGAGACUGAAAUUGCCAUAAUUGCUUUACCUCAGCUUCUACUUGUUCCAUCUUGAAUAGAACAAAAUAUCCUGAUUUUUAAAGAGCUUCCACAUGAUCCAGAUUUCAUUCAGCACUUACCCAAGAUGCUGCUGCAGGUGUGAUCAUGUAUGAAGCCAGUCAGGAUUCACCACAGAGCUUGUUCCAAGUCAAAGAACAGAAGCAUGGGUUGUAGGAAAUGAACUAUCUAAACUUUUUAUUUUGGCCUUGGCAGCUUCAACCCCCAUACUAUUAGCUGAUGUCCAAGAACGAAUCUAAUCCUAUAUGCUAAGCAGAGGUGUUAUAAGUCACCUACUUCGUAAUGUACAUUCUAAACAUUUGCUGUGAGAAAAAUUCAGAAAAUAUGUGUGUUUGUGUGUUAAGAAAGAAUUAGAGCAGUAUGUUGUUAAACCUCUUAUGCUAUAACUUGAACUUUCUGAAGUUGUUGUGGCUUAAUGGACAGUUUGGAAACUGUGUAGGAGACCUCAGCACUGAAAAUGUGCUUGUUAGCUGAUAUAUCUUUUCAUUAAGAUUAACUAAUUGCAGUUCUUAAUUUUGCCUUGCAAGUAUGAGAAAGAAUAUCAGUGACGCUACUGGCACAAUUCAGAAGGUACUCAAAAUAUUCACACCAAUUCUAAAUCACAGAACUGACUCCGUAACGGUGGCUCAAAGCACUGCAAAUUACAGUCAUGACACUUGUAGCACUUCUAUAGUGUUGGUUUACAUGCACUGGUGACAUUUGUGGUCUUGUAGAGGAAAAUUAAUCAGCAGCAUGAGGUAGUGCUACAUUUUCUCAAGCAACUGUGGAUCUGUGUGUAAGAAUCUGCUGUUGCAUUAUCACGAAGAACAGUUGUAAGGGCUAUAUUCACAUACUGUGUGGAAUAAAUGAUAAUAUUAAUGACCUAUCCCCAUGAACUUGUUUUAACUAUCAUUUAAAUAGACAAUUCACCUUGCUUUUCUGUUCUGAAGUAGUUGAUUUGUAUUUGUUUCCCUGG
Candoia aspera is the source of this 3094-nucleotide messenger RNA. RefSeq names its product StAR related lipid transfer domain containing 4 (gene STARD4). Gene Ontology annotation, cellular component: endoplasmic reticulum; cytosol. The record is from RefSeq and is a predicted model, not a curated record. The coding region runs from base 177 to 800 and encodes 207 amino acids. NCBI's taxonomy places the organism in Eukaryota, Metazoa, Chordata, Lepidosauria, Squamata, Candoiidae. The transcript is spliced from 6 exons. Gene Ontology annotation, molecular function: cholesterol binding; cholesterol transfer activity. Gene Ontology annotation, biological process: cholesterol import; intracellular cholesterol transport; cholesterol transport involved in cholesterol storage.